This is a messenger RNA of Ylistrum balloti, 859 nucleotides long. Its product is annotated as FAD-linked sulfhydryl oxidase ALR-like. The record is from RefSeq and is a predicted model, not a curated record. The transcript is spliced from 3 exons. Lineage: Eukaryota; Metazoa; Mollusca; Bivalvia; Pectinida; Pectinidae. Gene Ontology annotation, cellular component: mitochondrion. Gene Ontology annotation, molecular function: flavin-dependent sulfhydryl oxidase activity; flavin adenine dinucleotide binding. The coding region runs from base 1 to 486 and encodes 161 amino acids.
AUGGCAGCCUCCAUGGGUGACUUUAUGUCUGGUCCCGGUAGAUCUAAGCCUUGCAGAGCGUGUACUGAUUUCGAUUCAUAUGUUGAUCAAUAUAUGAAGGAAAAGAAACUUCCAGCAACGAUGAAAGCCACACUUAAAGAUGAACUUCAGUGCCCACUGGACAAAAAUGAUCUGGGGCGGAACACCUGGUCAUUUCUCCAUACGAUGGCAGCAUACUUUCCUAACAAACCAAGUUCAAUGCAGCAGUCAGACAUGAAGCAGUUUAUCCACUUAUUCUCUAAAUUCUACCCGUGUGAUUACUGUGCCGAGGAUCUCAGAGAGGAGUUGAAGACAAAUCAACCAGACACGUCCAGUCAGCAUGCAUUUUCACAAUGGAUGUGUAGAUUGCACAACACUGUUAAUGUGAAAAUUGGAAAACCGGAAUUUGACUGCAGUAAAGUUGACGAACGUUGGCGAGAUGGUUGGAAGGAUGGUAGUUGUGGAUGACUCUGUUUCAAUAUAUUUGACUUUUUAUAUGGGAGGGUGGGAUGCUUGACUGAGGAAAAGUAUCUAUUAGUUAUCUGAAUAUUGCACAACAAUUUGUAAUAGCAUUUAUUAGUGCUAUCUGGAUUCAAAGCAUCUGUGAUUGAUUUUUAUGAUGAUGUACAUUUAAUGGGUCAAGAGCCUUCAUCACUUUUUUAUUUGUUUCCAUCUAAGUGUUUUGAUUCAUCUUGUCUUUUAUUUUACAUUGAAAUAGUGUGCAGACUCCCAGUACUAAUAAAAACUUCUAAAGAACUCUUCCCUAUAUGGUAGUUAGUUACAGUGUCUGUAUAUAUAUGUUAUAUCAGUGUGUGUUGAAACAUGAUAUUUAAAUAAAAUA